AUGUCCAUGUACAGCCAUCGCGGCAUGGGGGCCGUGCCCCCCAGCAAUUCCGCUCGUCUAAACGAGCUUCUCGAUCAGAUCAGGACCGAAUUUGACAGUCAGUUGCGCCAGACCGAGGGAUUUGAGCAUCAGAUCAGUGCUCAAGUGAGCGAGAUGCAGCUCGUCAGAGAAAAGGUUUACGCGAUGGAACAGACGCAUAUGACUUUAAAACAAAAGUACGAGGAGGAGCUUACCAUGCUCCGACACCAACUCGCGGAGGCGACCCGAGGCAAGGCCGGUGCCGGCCAGCCUCUUCCAGGCCCUCCCCAGCAUGGUGGCCCUUCCCAACAGCCUCCUUCAAUCGCACCAGGAAACGGUCUAUUUAGCGGCGUCAUGGCUGGCGGCAACCAAGCUGGACUCGCCCCUCCCCAACCGCAACAACCUCAGCAGCAACAGCAGCCGCAGCAUGGCCCCCCUCAUGAGCAACUUGGGCCUCAGCACCAAAUGGGCCAAGGCCCUCCAGGCCUCCCCGUCCCUCCUCCACACUCUUCUGCUCAACCCCCGCAGCCUCAGCAGGGUCCUUAUCCUCAGUAUCCUCCUGGCCCAGUUUCCAACGGAAUGGGCGGCCCCCAGCCAACACAGAGCACCGCGUCUCCUGGACCUCGAGGCCGGGGAAUUGGGCGACCUCCGAACUCAGUUGGAGGCCCCGCGACACCACAGGUUAAUACUCCCGUUCCUUACCCUGGCAGUGCGCAGUCUCCUCAGAUCAGCCACCCCACCCCCGAACAUCGCAUUGGUGGGCCAAGACCCCCUCCAUCUGUUGGUAAUGCUCUUGGUGAGCUGGAGCUUGAUGCAGUUCCCCCUCACAAUAAGAAGAACGGAGCCGACUGGCACGCUAUUUUCAACCCGCAAGUCCAGAGAGUUCUCGAUGUCGAUCUGGUCCACUCUCUUACACACGAUAGCGUUGUUUGCUGUGUGAGAUUCAGCCACGACGGCAAAUAUGUUGCCACUGGUUGCAACAGGUCGGCUCAAAUUUACGAUGUUGCGAGUGGUGAAAAGGUUUGCGUUUUGGAGGACCACACUGCCAUGGACCCGAUGGGUGGUACCGAUUUAUACAUUCGCAGCGUUUGCUUCAGUCCGGAUGGCCGCUAUCUCGCUACUGGUGCUGAGGAUAAGAUGAUUCGAGUCUGGGACAUCCAGAACAGGACGAUUCGCAACCAGUUCAGCGGUCACGAACAAGAUAUUUACUCUCUGGAUUUCGCAAGAGAUGGCCGCACUAUUGCUUCUGGAAGUGGUGACCGAACAGUUCGUCUGUGGGACAUCGAGCAAGGUCAAAAUACUCUCACCUUGACCAUUGAGGACGGUGUCACCACUGUUGCGAUCUCACCAGAUACCCAGUAUGUUGCGGCGGGAUCCCUUGAUAAGAGUGUCAGGGUAUGGAGCAUCCCAGAUGCUGUGCUUGUUGAGCGCCUGGAAGGCCCAGACGGACACAAGGACUCCGUGUACUCUGUUGCUUUCUCACCAAGUGGCAAGGAGCUUGUGAGCGGCAGUUUGGACAGGACAAUCAAGAUGUGGGAGCUGAGCGCACCACGCGGCGGUGGUGGCGCCCGAAGUGGCAAGUGCGUCAAGACUUUCGAGGGUCACCGUGACUUUGUCCUGUCUGUUGCGCUCACUCCUGACAACAACUGGGUGUUGUCUGGAUCCAAGGAUCGUGGUGUUCAGUUCUGGGAUCCCCGCACAGGAACAACACAGCUCAUGCUCCAAGGCCACAAGAACUCGGUCAUCUCUGUGGCACCUAGCCCCUCGGGUGGCUUCUUUGCUACUGGUUCCGGUGACAUGAAGGCCCGUAUCUGGUCCUACCGUCCACUUCACAACUGA
Clonostachys rhizophaga is the source of this 1857-nucleotide messenger RNA. NCBI's taxonomy places the organism in Eukaryota, Fungi, Ascomycota, Sordariomycetes, Hypocreales, Bionectriaceae. The record is from the annotation of a GenBank genome assembly.